AUGAAUAGGGAAAAGGUUCUUGUCGCCCCAGACGGCGCCCACAAAGCGGUGUCGCGCUACCCCGAAAAGGCCCAAGUGGCCGUAGACACCCGACCGAUGACGGACGUUGAAAUUCUGCAGCAGUCGUGGUCCAAGAGAGCCAUGAUCGUUGCAUUUGUCGGUCUCUUUGCCACUUCUUUCAUCUGCGCCUUCGUCAAGUACUCUACCAAGGUGUACGAUGCUUACGCGACCAGCGAUUUCUCGAAGCACUCGGCCCUCACGACGGCCAACAUUGUGUACACCAUUACGUCGUUGACCACCUAUCCCAUCAUGGCCAAACUGUCUGAUGUCUUUGGCCGGCCGCAAGGGUUCUUUUUCGCCAUCUCCUUCAUGGUUCUCUCCAUGGUGCUGUACGCAGCUUGUCAGAACAUAGAGACCUACAUUGCUGGCGGCAUCUUCGAGUCUAUCGGCGACACCGGUUUUACCAUCAUGCAGCAAAUUUUCAUCGCCGACACCACCAGCCUCAUCAACCGAGGCUUCUGGUCCUCUCUUCCUGAAUCUGUCGCCGCCAUCCCAACCCUGUAUCUAGGGACCAUCGUCGCCGACGAAGUCCUCGAGAAGUCCACCUGGCGCUGGGGAUACGGCAUGUGGGCCAUCAUCCUACCAGUCGCUGCCGCUCCCCUGAUCACCACCAUGUACUUCUUACAGCGCCGCGCUCUGAAAAACGGCUUCACGCGCAAAAGCAUCUGGACCGGUGAGAUUGCCAACAUGCCUCUCCACAAGCGCAUCGCCCGUCUCGUGUGGGUGGAUCUUGAUAUCCUGGGCGCCGUGCUCAUGGUCGUGGGUCUGGGCCUUGCGCUGAUUCCGCUCUCCUUGACGGGUGCGAGGAACAGCGAGCGGUGGAAGCAGGGCUCGACGAUCGCCAUGCUCGUGGUUGGGGUGGUCGUUCUUGCUGUCUUCUUUCUCUGGGAUGCCAAGCUCGCCAAGACGCCGUUUGUGCCAUUCCGGAUGAUUCGUGAGAGGACCGUCAUCGCCGCUUGUCUGCUGUCGCUACUCGAUUUCUUCCAUUAUUCGACUUUUACCAUCUUCUUUCCAAGUUAUCUUCAGGUCGUGGGCGGGUAUUCACCCGGCCAUGCCAGUCGCAUAGACAACGCCCUGCGUGUCUCCUUCCAAAUCGCCUCGGUCCUCGUCGGCCUGCUGAUGAGAUACACAAAGCGAUCCCAACUUUUCGUCCUCAUCGGCGUCCCAAUAGUCGUGCUCGGCCAGGGGCUUCAGAUCUACUUUGUCAACAAGAAUGGCGAUGGCCCAGCCAAUGAGGUGUGCUUCAUCACGGCCAAGACUCUCGUCGGUGUGGGUCGCGCGUUCUACCAGACUGCCGCGCAGGUUUCCAUCCAAGCAAUCGUUCAGAAGGAAGAUGUCGCUGUCGUCACCAGCGUCUAUUAUGCAUCGAUGAGCGUCGGCGGCGCCAUUGGAACAAGGCACAGACUGACGGAAUAUCUCCCCGGGAACGCCAAAGACAAGGCCCAAUCAAUUUACAAGUCCAUCGUCGUCGCCCAAAAGUUCGACAUGGGCACACCUGUUCGAGCCGCCAUUAACCAAGCGUACCGUGAGACACAGCAGAAGCUCGCGAUCGCCGCCACGGCUGGCCUCGCACCCAUGCUCUUGAUAAUGUUUAUUCUCAAGAACGUCGAUUUAGGGAAAGCGGACGAGGGAAAGGAACCUUCGGAUGGCUCUGUGCAUGACAGCGAAGGUGCUUCCAAGUCGAUUGAUGAUGCAAAGCCGUAG
Messenger RNA from Scedosporium apiospermum, 1764 nucleotides. RefSeq lists its product as uncharacterized. Gene Ontology annotation, molecular function: siderophore-iron transmembrane transporter activity. Gene Ontology annotation, biological process: siderophore transmembrane transport. Lineage: Eukaryota; Fungi; Ascomycota; Sordariomycetes; Microascales; Microascaceae. Bases 1 to 1764 code for a protein of 587 amino acids. The transcript has 5 exons. The record is from RefSeq and is a predicted model, not a curated record.